GGCUCCUCUCAAGUUGAGAGAUGGCACCCAGAUCAGCUCCGAGUCUCUAUGGGGAAAUGGGAAGGGGGCCGUGGUGUUUGCGGUCCGGAGACCCGGGUGAUCUUUGUGCAGGGCGGAAGCCUCGAAGCUGUCCGCUCUGAGUGAAGAGAUGGAGGCCAAUGGCUACUCUCUCCACGCUGUGCUGCACGAGGAGCUAGGCUGGGAGGAGUUUGCAACUCUGUUCCAUCCACACCCCGUCUACCACGACGUCCAACGUCGGUUCUAUGGGCCCGACUUAAGACGAGAGAGCACGGCGAAGCUGCUGAAUCCUUCUGUGAUGAAAAAGGUGUUCCAGUCGCUGGGCUCGUGGGGAAACUUGAAAGGCGAUGGUCUUCUCAUGGGAUCCGUGUUUGCAAUCUCUUCCUCCGGAGUUAUUUUUGAGCACCGAGAAAAAACCUUCGGAGACGAAGCGGACAGAACACAACUCAUAGAAGCGAUUAAACAGCACAAGCUAAACUAAUACUCACUUUGCCUUCAGACAAAAACUAACCCAGAGAAGCGUCAUAUCCCCUCAGAAUCAGUCGCUAGUUGUCUGAACACUUGGUUUUAUUUGGAUGAUGAUGUCUGACCGAAUGACGAAUGCUGAUCUAACCCGAAGCGGAAAGGGAGACUGCAAUCCGACAAAUUUCAGACGCUCAUCUGAAUUUCUAUGUGCUUCUUGCAUCUGCGAUGUGUAUUUGUGUAGAGUUUAAUAGUUAGCCAAUAUUUUCUACAUGAAUUAAUUUUAAUUGAAUAUUUUAAAUAU
Symsagittifera roscoffensis is the source of this 784-nucleotide messenger RNA. RefSeq names its product peroxiredoxin-like 2A. NCBI's taxonomy places the organism in Eukaryota, Metazoa, Xenacoelomorpha, Acoela, Convolutidae. Gene Ontology annotation, molecular function: antioxidant activity. The coding region runs from base 149 to 499 and encodes 116 amino acids. The transcript has 4 exons. The record is from RefSeq and is a predicted model, not a curated record.